Raphanus sativus (radish) is the source of this 1383-nucleotide messenger RNA. RefSeq lists its product as uncharacterized. The record is from RefSeq and is a predicted model, not a curated record. Bases 109 to 1212 code for a protein of 367 amino acids. NCBI's taxonomy places the organism in Eukaryota, Viridiplantae, Streptophyta, Magnoliopsida, Brassicales, Brassicaceae. The transcript has a single exon.
CUUGGUUGACAAGUCUUGUACUUCCUCUACAUUAAUGCGAAUAUAUAACACCCAUCAUAAUUAGGGUUAUUUUCUUCCUUGCCAAUCUCUUGCAUAUCAUAUUCAACCAUGUCUCUGCUUCUCAACCAUCCCUUGAAGCUAUGCUUUAGGAGACCUGUGCUGGUAAGAUCCUCUCCGCUUGUCUCAACUUCCUUGCCGCAAACCGCUCCUUGUACCAUCGUCCGAGUUGGCAGCUGGGGACUUAAUGAGGCAAAACUCGGUGUUAUAUAUGCAGAUCAAUAUAAUCAACCUCACGGCAUUGAUCUGCAUAAGGUUGUGCCUCGGGACUUGGUGUAUGACACUGAUGAUUCGGUAACCAUCGGGUCAUCCCAUGGUUGGGUGGCUACUUUGAAGAAAGACGGCAUACUGCGUCUCCAAGACGAUCUAAACCCAAGUGCAUCGUAUACGAACCCGAAACGCAUCCCUUUACCUCCUCUUGUGACUCUGCCUCAUUGCCAAACCCAAAUCGUCACCAACGUGUCAAUGUCCACGUCUUCCCCUGAGGAUGAGGACUGUGUCGUGGCUGUCAAGUUCUUGGGACCACAGAUCAGCUUUUGCAGACCAGCUCAAAGAAACUCAGAGUGGACCAACAUCAGGAUCGAGAACCCCUGCUUCUUCUCCUCACGUGUCAUGUUUUCCAAGAAAGAUGAGAUGUUUCUCAUGCCUGGUUCUGGUGGUCAUCUCAUCGCAUCAUGGGAUCUCCUCCUCAAAAAGAACACCAAGUUGCAGAACUUGUGCUUGGAUAACCUUCCCAAGCUUUCAAAGAAGAAACGAGAGCUUCUGGAAGCGUGCUGCAAAAGCGAACACUUGGUGGAGUCAAGAAGCACCGGUGAGACUUUCUUGAUCAAGUGGUACAAGAAGACAACCAAGAUCUUCAAAGGCGUUGCCAGGAUGAAAACAAAGGCUUUGAUGGUGUUCAAGCUAGACGGACUAGGAAACGCUGUUUACACUAAAGACAUUGGAGACCUAGCCAUUUUCCUCUCCAAGUCUGAACCAUUCUGUGUCAAUGCUAGCUCCUUUCCCGACUUGGCCCCUAAUAGAGUCCAUUUGAACGAUAUGGGCGAACUCGCCAUCGUCUGUCCUACUCAUAUCUCGCCAUUAAUUAGCCUUAGAACUGGUGAAUCCAUAGUCCCCCCUUUUUACAUUCCACCUCAAAAUAUAGAGUUGAGUUAGUUAUACUCCCUUCAUUUAUGUUUAAUCAGCAAUCAUCCAUGCAUUCUCUGUUGAUUAAAUUCGCUUGAUUUUAUAUGAAAUUAAUAUGGACUUUCUUUGGAGCUUCAGUAGUUCCAUAUUUUGGUUGCACAAUACUCUUGACUUUGCUUUAGUCGUAUGGGACAUCAGUAG